Baudoinia panamericana UAMH 10762 is the source of this 248-nucleotide messenger RNA. RefSeq lists its product as uncharacterized. The transcript has a single exon. The record is from RefSeq and is a predicted model, not a curated record. Lineage: Eukaryota; Fungi; Ascomycota; Dothideomycetes; Mycosphaerellales; Teratosphaeriaceae. Bases 6 to 224 code for a protein of 72 amino acids.
AGAGGAUGGCAACGCGUGGUUUCCGGAGUCAGACAUAUGCUCGCAAUUCUGCUCACUGGGCGCGCCCCCAAUCGAACCUGCCCGUCUGCGAGUACACAGACCUUCCACUUCGGCAAGCAUGCUGUCUUUCCGUUGGUAGGGAUAUUGGCUGGACUCAUGGAGCUAGAGCAUACUUCUCGGUAUUGGUACGGCACCUCCGGACAACGUUGAAAUACAGUGAGUAAGCCCUUAGAUUGUCUGCCGAGAUA